Mytilus californianus (California mussel) is the source of this 1405-nucleotide messenger RNA. Its product is annotated as leucine-rich repeat-containing protein 74A-like. Bases 126 to 1112 code for a protein of 328 amino acids. The transcript is spliced from 8 exons. NCBI's taxonomy places the organism in Eukaryota, Metazoa, Mollusca, Bivalvia, Mytilida, Mytilidae. Gene Ontology annotation, molecular function: calcium ion binding; protein binding. The record is from RefSeq and is a predicted model, not a curated record.
AUGAUAUCGGUAGAGAAGCAUUGAUAUUACUUGAAGAAGCUUUGGAUAAAAAUCUAAAGUUACUGGAACUAAAUUUAUCAGAUAACAAUAUUAAUGGCAGUGAUUGCGAUAUAAUUAGACAGAUAAUGGAGGGCGACAAUAUGUUACAGAUAUUAAAUCUAAGUAACAACAGAAUUUGCAACGUAGGCGGACAACACAUUGCAAGAGGAUUAGUGAAAAACGACAGGCUAAAAGUGCUGAAUCUAAGUUGGAACAGAAUAACAGGAAAUGGAGCAGCUGCAAUUGGCUAUGCUUUGGCUAAAAACAGUGACCUUCAAGUUCUGAAUAUAUCCUGGAACGGGUUUGAACAUGGCGGUGCACACGCUUUAGCUCAUGGCUUGAGCCAAAACACGUGUUUAAAGGAAUUGGAUAUUAGUUCAAAUAGAAUCGGCCAAUCAGGAGUGGCAAAAUUGAUGAAAGGUGUAAAAGAAAACACGACCCUCGAAGCUCUGAAGAUCGCUGACAACCCUAUCAAAACAUGUAGCACAUUAAUGGUCUUGUUGAUAGUGGAAAAACACGAAAAGAUAUCCUUCUUGGAUUUUGGCAGUCAACCAGUGACUGAAGAGUUUGAACAGAAAGUUUCAAAAAUCAGAAAAGACAAAAAACUGGUGGUCAAAUACGGUAAAAUUAUCCGUGAUACGAAAGCUAAGAAAAUAGAUGGGGAUGACACAAUGUAUAUCAGCGGAGAUCCACUACUGGUUCUACUGGAAUUCACCAGGAUGAAGAAAAUACAUAUAUUGGACAUGUUCCGAGCAUUCGACCUAGAUGACAGCCAUUCUAUAACAUGGGAGGAAUUCAGGCAGGGCAUCGAGCAAAACAAGUUACCAAUAAGACCCUCCAACAUAGACAAGCUAGUACAGAGUAUUGAUAUGGAUAUGGAUGGACAGGUAGACUUCAGUGAACUGGUUAUUUCCCAGAAAGCACAUAAAAGAAAAGUAGAGAAAUUGACAGCCAGCGGAGAGGAUGUUUUCAAUAAAAGUGCAAUUGGAAUUGUAAACGAACGACUAAGGAAGUGGUUCGAUGAUCAUCAUUUCGUUUUGAAAGAUAAAUCGUUCACUGAGGCCGUUUCCUAAAAUGUAUACAUUAUAUUUAAAUGGGUAUACAUGAAAUAGUCAUACAUGUACAUCAAAUGCUGAUUCAAUCCAUUAUCGUCCAUAUGUAUACAGGGGCGGAUCCAUCCAUUUUUAAAAGGGGUUUCAACCCAGGAUAAAAGGGGGUUCCAACCAUAUGUCUCCAUUCAAAUUCAUUGAUCGUCAACAAAAGGGGGGGUUCCAAACCCCCCGAAACCUCCCCCAACCCCCCUUUGGAUCCGCAACUGUGUAUAGGAUGAGAUUCAUACGUCGACAUAGUAUUCUUACAAAGACAA